Messenger RNA from Heterocephalus glaber (naked mole-rat), 5074 nucleotides. RefSeq names its product UBX domain protein 7 (gene Ubxn7). The record is from RefSeq and is a predicted model, not a curated record. Gene Ontology annotation, biological process: proteasome-mediated ubiquitin-dependent protein catabolic process. Lineage: Eukaryota; Metazoa; Chordata; Mammalia; Rodentia; Bathyergidae. Gene Ontology annotation, cellular component: nucleus. Gene Ontology annotation, molecular function: ubiquitin binding.
UGUUGUUCGGCGGCGGCGGCGGCGGCGGCAGCGGCGGCGGCAAGAUGGCUGCCCACGGGGGCUCGGCGGCGGCGGCGUCAGCGCUGAAGGGGUUAAUCCAGCAGUUCACUGCCAUCACCGGUGCGAGUGAAAGUGUAGGAAAGCACAUGCUUGAAGCCUGCAACAACAACCUGGAAAUGGCAGUCACUAUGUUCCUGGAUGGGGGAGGAAUCGCCGAAGAGCCCAGUACCAGUUCUGCUAGUGUCUCCACUGUCAGACCACAUACAGAGGAAGAAGUUCGUGCCCCAAUUCCUCAAAAGCAAGAAAUAUUGGUGGAGCCAGAACCUUUGUUUGGUGCUCCUAAGAGACGACGGCCUGCGCGUUCAAUAUUUGAUGGUUUCCGAGAUUUUCAAACUGAAACUAUUCGGCAAGAGCAGGAACUAAGAAAUGGUGGAGCAAUAGAUAAGAAACUAACUACCCUUGCAGAUCUAUUCCGGCCACCCAUUGACUUGAUGCAUAAAGGCAGCUUUGAAACAGCCAAAGAAUGUGGCCAGAUGCAGAAUAAGUGGCUGAUGAUAAAUAUUCAAAAUGUGCAAGACUUUGCAUGCCAGUGCCUCAACCGUGAUGUAUGGAGCAAUGAAGCUGUGAAGAACAUUAUUCGAGAACAUUUCAUUUUCUGGCAGGUUUAUCAUGACAGUGAGGAAGGUCAGAGAUACAUACAGUUUUAUAAGCUAGGGGACUUCCCCUAUGUCUCCAUCUUGGACCCACGAACAGGUCAGAAGCUAGUAGAGUGGCACCAAUUAGAUGUAUCUUCUUUCUUGGACCAAGUGACAGGAUUUCUGGGUGAACAUGGGCAACUGGAUGGACUUUCUAGCAGUCCUCCCAAAAAAUGUGCCCGAUCAGAGAGUCUGAUAGAUGCAAGUGAGGACAGUCAGCUGGAAGCAGCCAUCAGAGCUUCCCUGCAGGAGACACAUUUUGACUCCACACAGACGAAGCAGGACAGCCGCUCAGAUGAAGAGUCUGAAUCUGAACUUUUUUCUGGCAGUGAGGAGUUCAUAUCUAUUUGUGGCUCCGAUGAAGAGGAAGAGGUAGAGAAUCUUGCCAAAUCCAGGAAAUCCCCCCACAAAGAUUUGGGGCAUAGAAAGGAGGAGAAUAGGAGGUCACUGACUGAGCCCUCUGCCAGAACUGAGCAGGGGACAGCCACAAAUCACCAAGGAUUGCCAGCUUUGGACCCAGAGGUCCUGGAGAUGUCACCUGAAAAGUCAGAUGGAAGUGUGGAAGGGGCAGAUGUAAACGGACCAAAAGCACAGCUGAUGUUGCGGUACCCAGAUGGAAAAAGGGAACAGAUCACUCUUCCAGAGCAAGCUAAGCUGCUAGCUUUAGUGAAGCAUGUGCAGUCUAAAGGAUAUCCAAAUGAACGUUUUGAACUUCUCACCAACUUCCCUCGGAGGAAACUCUCUCAUCUGGACUAUGACAUUACAUUACAGGAGGCAGGCCUUUGUCCUCAAGAGACUGUUUUUGUACAGGAGAGAAAUUAACACCUUGGCCUAACCUCUCUCAGCUUAUCCCUUUACCCUUGUGAUAUACCAUAUCACUAAGUAUGCAUUUUGGCUCAUAGGACAAGAGAGCCAAAGUUGGGCAAGCAAGUCACCUGCCUUCUCUUUAUUUCUUGUUCUCUUCUGUAAUUAGUCUCCUCCUCCCUCCCUUUCCUCUCCUGAUCGACUUUUCCCAUGUUCUUUAUUUCUUGCCUAAUCUGGUGACCAAAUGGAAGUGUAAGGGUAAGAUCUCUCCUAGUACUGGCAGCAGGAAAUGUAUAUUCUCAUAAGUGGUCUCUUGCACAGCAUUUUUUUGGGAUCAGAUGGUAUUACUCCUCAGACUCCUUUGACAUAUAAUGGCUAGACUGAAAAUAAGAACAACCUCCCUUUUUAAUGAGCCCCCAGUUUUAGUAGGGAGAAGAAGUUCUGAACACAUUUUUGUUGUUCUUCAUGUAGGAAAUAUCACAUAACAAAAUACCUAGGCUUUUGUUUACAUGGAAAUAGCAUUGUUUAUAUUAUUGCUCAUAUGUAAAAAAAAAUUUUUUAUAAAGGAUUCUCAUCUUCCCAGCUACAAGUUAUUUUCAUGCUAUGUGUUAUUGGCAGAAUGAGUGUUCAGUGUAGGGUGUGUAGCAUGGGGUGGCUUUCAAUGCCCCAGCCUGACACAACUUUCUUCAUGAUUAUCCUGUUAAGUCUAUUGAUCCUACUAGUCAUAGAAUGGACAUUUAGUGAGCAUAUUGUGGUGAUGGAUAGGAAGGUGCUUGCUGUUUUUGCCAGUAGAGCAUAUUAGUCCUUUGGCUCCUCCAUUGUCUGGGCCCACAGUGAGCUGUAGAAGGCAGCUAUUCAAUAAUUAUGCAGUACAAUGGCUUGUGAUUAUAACCACUGUGGUUAUUGAUAGUCCUGUGUGCUCAAGGCAUAACGUAUGUCCCGGGGAAAAGAAAAACAUGCAGCUGAGAGUUGCUAACCAUGUUCCUUUGGUUAGAAAUAAUGAUUCAUUUUUUUAACCACUGGUUGAAAUAGUUUCUAAAAGGCUCUGGUAACUGACCUUAAUUUCUCAUGCUAUUUUCCCUCAGAAGAUGUCAAAACUGUAAGUCUCUAAGGGGAAGACCUUUAAACUCAGUUCAUAAGACAACGUUUAGUAAAGGGGAUGUUGGAGGUUAUAGUAUUCUUCAGAUGACAUGGUAUUUUCUGCCAACAAAAGCCACAUUCAGUCUGUAGCUGGUGAAAGCUUUGUGUUAUCUUAAGAGACCACCUUGGAUCUGGAUAAUACUGUUGGUUUAUGAGCUUUGCUGUGUGCUCAGUUCUUACUUGAGCUUUAAAUAGAGUCCUCUGGUGCGGGAGUAGUGAUCUGGUGGCAAAAUCAGAAAUUAACUUACGCUACUUUUUGUCAAUUGGGGACUUUAGUUGAUUCUUCCACGGGAGGAACAUAAAUUGCUGUUGCUCAGAGACCUUUAGAAUGCUGUUGACUUGAAGAUUGCUUUCUUGGCAACCAGGGGAUUUUUAAAAAAUGAUGUUGUGUGUUGCUGGUCCAUAAUUAUAGAACAUGGUUUUUAAUGGUUAGAUUUUGAGGGACCCUCCCUGAAGAAUGAGUUAUGUAUCUCCAAGGAAAUCAUGGAAAAUUCUGUUAUUCUUCAGUGAGUCCUUUUGAAUUAAUGUUCUUACAUUUUUUUCUAAGUCUGUGUAAGUGCUUAUGUAUAAGUAUAUAAUUGUAUAAAUAUUUAUAAAUAUAUUUAUAUAAUUACAAUUUCAUUUAUACCUUGAGUCAAAGUUCUCUCUGUAGAUUGGUGACUGAGUAAUACCACUUGGGUGUUUUUCAUAGGCUCUUCCCCCCCCCACCCUGGUACUGGGGAUCAAACUCUGGUCCUUGUGCUUGCGAAACAGGCGGCGAAACCACUGAGCUAAAUCCCUGGCCCUUUCAUAGGCUCUUAAGGCUUAACUCGAAGCUUCUGAUCUGUCAUAUCUCUGAACUUGGAUGAUGUACUUGCUGUCUGAGGAUAUGCUGUCCACUCUCAAAGGUACGACAAGGGCACAGAAACGUGGUGGUGGUAGUCAAGGUCAAACCCAAAAGCCAAGGUAACACAGGGUAAGAAGUGACAGUCUGUGCAGCCUUGUGCCAUGCAGCACCUGUCUUCACUCCCAGCACAGUCACAGCUGAAGCCCAAAUUGAUCCAAACUGUGAAGUCCAGAAUAUUUGCUUUAGGACUCUGCUUCAUCCUCUUCCUGCCAGCUUUUCUGAGCCACAUCUUGACAGCCUGUGGUAGCGUGUUGAUAAAGGAGAGGACAAAGCACUAGUGUGCCCAUUUGUGAGACACCAAAGUAACUUUUCAACCUGGGUUAGCAUAAGAUGACCUAUUAUAUGUAUGUUUUAAGUGAGAAACAGAGUGAUAUUCAUCCGGCUUAGAUGCAGUCCAGCAUGUUUAGACGACAAGCUGUAGAAGAUUUUAUUUUGUGUUGAGGCGGGCAUGUAGUUAUCUCAGGGUUGUACGCCCUUGGGGAAGAGCUGUAGCUUUUACACCGGAAGACCAGCUUGGGAGGGGUGCCUUGCUGAAGAACCUCAUCUGUUUAGGGAGCACGCUUGCUCCCAUUUACCACCUGUUUCCUCUGUAGGUUCCUUUGCUCUCUGGAGGAAAGGUUUGAUUGAGGAGAUUAAAUGAAGUCAGCGAGGUUAGUAAAUAGUCAUUCCCCCUAUAGGUGUUGGGAACAGCUUAAAAGAGAAUUUAAAAGGUCAAAAGAGAACAAGGUAGACUUUGCGAGUGACUGAAAUAUCAUAUAGGGGGAUGGAAUGAAAACUAGUGAGGAAAAAGUGAGAGGAAUACUUUUGAGUUUGACUUAGGAAGAACCCAGAGAAGAGAAAUCACAGUGCCAUACAAAAGAAGAACAGGGAACACAUUUUGAGUAAGUACCAUGUGCUGUGUGUACUCUUGUGUGCAUUCUCCCCUUAAGUCUUCCUGCAGACUCCAUGCAUGUGGCCUUCCCCUAUGUAAUAAACCAGGAGGAAAACUGAAGGUCAGAGAACAUGUUCAGGACACCCAGCCUGAAAUCAGAAUGUCACAGUUGGAAUCCAGAGCCCUACCUUCCCACUCCUUGCUGUGCCCUUCCACAUGCAGGGAGUCAGUUUGCCCAAAAAGUCGGCUUUGUAAGUUAGCAUUUGGCUUUGUUUCCUUAGAAUUAGGGGAGUAGUUGAGGUAAAGCUUGUGGAGUUUGCACUGUGCCUAUAAAUUCUUAUUUAUGGCAUUAUUUUCAGAGGCUAAUUAUUGCCUUUUUUUGUUUUUUUUUGGUACCCAGGAUUGAACUCAGGACACUGCUCUUGCAAUGCAGGUGGCAGAACCACUGAGCCAAACCCCUGGCCCCAUUAAUUGCUUUUUUAAAAUGAUGCACUGAUGAAAAUGUGAAAGGAAAAUAACUAUGCGACAUUAUUUGCCAAGAAUAAAUCUAAAGGAUAAAAAAGAACUUUAUCUUUUUUUAACUGUUUUUCAGAAAAGAUGUAAUUAUUCUUUUCUGUGUCCAAUCCAUGCUAGAUUAUUGAACCUUCCUGUAUGUUUUUAAAUCUUCUGUAAAAUUUU